Messenger RNA from Volvox carteri f. nagariensis, 687 nucleotides. RefSeq lists its product as uncharacterized. Bases 1 to 687 code for a protein of 228 amino acids. The record is from RefSeq and is a predicted model, not a curated record. The transcript has 5 exons. NCBI's taxonomy places the organism in Eukaryota, Viridiplantae, Chlorophyta, Chlorophyceae, Chlamydomonadales, Volvocaceae.
AUGGAAGCGUGCUUGCUGUGGGUUGUGCUGUGGCCAGAGCUGGGGGUGGGCGUGGAUCUGAUCGUGGGACCCCCGACUUGCACGUUUCGCCAAUGCGCCUUCCAUGUCACCCUUAUCUAUGGACUCUGGUUUGAACUCCUGCUUAAUGAAGUUGUGCUGCCUGUCAUGCAAGAUCUCGUAGGGGGCCGUGAAGUUACCGUUCACUCCGGGGCCUGCCUUGCCCUGAGCCACGGAGUAGCACUAGCACUUCAGGCGGCGGGCCCGGGGGGCACCCAGGUGUUGCAAGGACCCCGGGAGAGCGAAGCGAUAGAGCGCUACUGCGCUGACACGGGCUUCAAGGAACUGCUGCACUGCACGACCGACGAAAGCCACCAGGCUACUUUCUCGCUGGUCCUGACGUACCCCUACCCGCCUGACGUACACAUCGUGGACGAGCGUGACGAGGGCCCGCGGGGCACCGGUCACCCCGGCGGUGGCGGCGGCGGCGGCGGUGCCCUCUGGGUGGUCCGCAGCUGCACAGAGAAGACGGUGGAGGCGCACCAGGAGGCGCUGCGGGCAAACGUGGAGGUAGCGGGUGGGGCACUGUCCCGGAUGCCGCUGUUCAAAUUUGAAUUGGCCAUGUGCGGCCUGCUGGGGCUGUCACUACCCGUUGUGUACUGGCGCAAGAUCCGGAUUCGGCAUUUGUGA